Messenger RNA from Scaptodrosophila lebanonensis, 1303 nucleotides. RefSeq names its product nucleoside diphosphate-linked moiety X motif 8. The transcript is spliced from 2 exons. Lineage: Eukaryota; Metazoa; Arthropoda; Insecta; Diptera; Drosophilidae. Bases 105 to 998 code for a protein of 297 amino acids. Gene Ontology annotation, molecular function: coenzyme A diphosphatase activity. The record is from RefSeq and is a predicted model, not a curated record.
CACGUACAAUUCGAAAUUCGUUCAGUAGUUACCAAAACUAAAUUCGUCUUGUUUCCGAGCAUAAAAAGUUAAAUUGUCAUUUUUAUAGCCACACACUUACCGAUAUGUCUUUGUCCAAUUCUCGCUUGCUUGUGAGGCAGAUGUCACUCCAGGUGCUUCGAAUGCUCGGCCGCAAUGGCUGUAACUAUUAUAGCAGUGUCACAACAGCUACCAAAGCUGCUCAGGCCCUCACUACUACAGAUUUUCCGAUGUUGAUAUCCCCGGAGUACCGGGACCGCUGCAUGGAAAAUAUGCGUAAGCUCCCCCCAUUUGUUCGACCCAGGAAGCAGCCGCAAUCCAAACGCGAAAAGUCCUCUGCGUCGGUCUUGAUUGCUCUGUGCGUAGAGCGCGACAGCAAUGACAUUUCACUGCUCUACACUCGGCGUUCGCGUCUGCUGCGUCGCCACAGUCUACAGAUCUCAUUUCCUGGCGGCAUCCGCGACGACACCGAUGCCAGCUAUAUAGACUGUGCCCUGCGAGAGACAGAGGAGGAGAUUGGAUUGCCUCGGGAUCGCAUUGAAGUAUGGGGCGAGGGCAACGUAAUGCACUUUCCCCGUGGUGCUGCCAUUAUGCCUGUUGUGGGUGUCGUCCCGAACUUUCACAUAUCGGAGCUGAAGCUAAACUGGGAGGAAGUAGAGGAGGCACUCAGUGUGCCACUCAACUCACUGUUGACUCCCACGGCAACACGUCACACACAAUUCCGAGGAGGCUAUAGUGGACCCGCCUUUGUCGUGGAUCAGACUCGCAUCUGGGGUAUCACAGCCUAUCUCACUUAUGUUUUCUUGCGGUGUCUGCUUCCCGAGCAUGUACUACCACAUGCCUUGAAGACCAACAUUAAGUUCAUACGCCCCUAUAAGCUGCCACCAAAGACCAUCCACCAUCAUCAUGUGGAUAUAGAUGCAGACGACCAGCUGGCAAAAAAGUUUGACGAAGACCAACGGCAGCAGCAAACGAAAUAACAGCACAUAGUGUUAUGGAACAGUCUAGCUUUCCAUUAUACAACAGACGACAUAUAGAAGCUUUAAAUACCUAACUUUAUCCACAAAGGACCUCAGGGGAAGCAGAUGGCUUAGCCUAUAGCUGCCGACAAAAUUUUUCAGUCUAUAUGUAGGUUUUCUUAUCAAUUGUUUUUAUCCACUAAAGUGAACUCAAGGAGUUAGCAUUGAAUUUGUUCAAUUUGUUGUUUUGUAAAAAUAUUGUUGGGACUCGUACACGAAUGUACACUGUAAAAUAGUAAUAAAAUCGUACAAAGAUUCAAACAAUA